This is a messenger RNA of Naumovozyma castellii, 1896 nucleotides long. It is a transcript of the gene CDC23, whose product is annotated as anaphase promoting complex subunit CDC23. The record is from RefSeq and is a predicted model, not a curated record. The transcript has a single exon. The coding region runs from base 1 to 1896 and encodes 631 amino acids. Lineage: Eukaryota; Fungi; Ascomycota; Saccharomycetes; Saccharomycetales; Saccharomycetaceae.
AUGGAUGAAGAGUCUCAAUUGAAGUUGAUUCAAGAUAUAAGAAGGAAUCUUCGGAGGGCAUCCCAGGAUCUAUCUAAAUGGAAACUUUAUAAAUCUGCGAAAUGGGCCGCUGAGGCUCUUUGCGGGAUGGGUCCACCUUCUACAGCCACUUUAGAACCUGUGGAUGAAUCACCGCUUCGAAAUAGAGCAUCAAAGGGGAAAAAUAUGGAAGAAGAAAGAAAGAAGAAGUCGUUAAGUGAGGAUGAGCAUGAUUUGUAUUUGUUGGCGUCAAGUUUAUUUGAUUGCAAGGAGUUUGAUAGGUGCACUUAUUUCCUUAAGGAUGUAACCAACCCCUGUUUAAUGUUUCUGAAACUAUACAGUCAGUUUCUUUCAUGGGAUAAGAAGACCCAAGAGAGUUUGGAGAGUGUAUUGACUACGGGGAAAUUGUCCAAAAAUAGCUCUAAUAAUAAUGGAAUGUCUGUUACUGGAAUAGGAGAGGAUACGAUGUCAGAAAGAAGGAGGGAAAAGCAAUCACAUGGUGUAGUCACUAUGGAGGAUGGACAUCAAUCCAGUAUUGCAAUAAUUUUGAUGGAGUUAAAUUCAUAUUUAGAUGAUGUGCUUGGCACCAAUGAGAAAAAAGAAGAAUCACAAGAUAGACUUGGCUUAGGGCUGUUAUAUUAUUUGAAAGGUAUACUUUUACAAAAUGACAACAAUAAGUCGCAGGCAAUGGGUGCAUUUCUUAAAUCACUUUCGUAUUAUUCCUUUAAUUGGUCAUGUUGGGUGGAAUUAUUAGACUGCGUAACGAGAGCCGAUGAAUCAAUGCUAUUACUAACACAUAUAAAUGACAAAUUCACAUUAAUAUCGGAUCACAAGGAAGACUAUGAUUAUGAUACGCAAAAUAUCGUUCAAUACAAUGUAAUGACUAAAUUCUUCAAAUUGGCGAUAUCACAGGACUUAAAUGGAAAUAUUGAUGAAUUAAUGGAAAUAAUUGAGGCAUUGCUUGUCAUUUUCCCCAAUUUUGCAUACAUUAAGGCCCAAAAUGCAUUGGUAAAUUAUCAUUAUAUGGACUACGUGAAUUCAGAAAAUUUAUUUGAGCAAGUAGUUAAAAUGGAUCCAUAUCGAUUAGAUGACUUGGACACAUAUUCCAACAUUUUAUAUGUGAUGCAAAAACACUCCAAACUUGCAUAUUUGGCGCAAUUUGUUGCUCAGAUUGAUAAAUUCCGUUCUGAGACAUGUUGCAUUAUGGCGAAUUAUUAUAGUGCAAGACAAGAGCAUGAAAAAUCCAUCAUGUAUUUUAGAAGGGCUUUAACUUUAAAUAAGAAGUGUACUAGUGCCUGGACUUUAAUGGGCCAUGAAUUUGUGGAACUAAAAAACUCUCAUGCUGCUAUAGAAUGUUAUAGAAGAGCAGUAGAUAUUAAUGUUCGAGACUUCAAAGCAUGGUAUGGUUUGGGACAAGCAUAUGAAGUACUUGAUAUGCAUCUUUACUCAUUAUAUUACUUUCAGAAGGCAUGCACUUUGAAACCAUUAGACAGGAGAAUGUGGCAGGCCCUUGGAACUUGUUACACUAAAAUAGGAAACAAGACGGAGGCAAUAAAAUGCUUUGAAAGGGCAAUUCAGUUAUCCGGGAAUGCAGAUCAAGAUACAACACUAAUGUACAACUUAGCUAAGUUAUAUGAUCAGCUCAAUGAUGCAGCUAAUUGCAAGCAGUACAUGAUACGAUGCGUGAAUAUGGAAGCGCAAAUGGAUGGACAGCAGACAGACGAGACGAUAAAGGCUAGAUUAUGGCUGGCCCGAUGGGAGUCUAAGAACGGCAACUACGAGAUUGCAUACAACUAUGCUGCCAGUAUUACCAAUGGGACAGCAGCAGAAGUAGAAGAGGCGAGGUUUAUCGCGAAAAAUUGUCAGAAGCUGAUGUAG